UCAGUAACGCAUUCAGAGAGAGAUGAAGAAACCGGCAGGAGCAGAGAAGAAGAGGGUCCGGCGAUCCGCCGGUUCUGUACCGAACGGUUCGAAUCCCACCGGCGAUGCUCCUCCAAAGAAACAAUCUGCAAAGAAGGAUGUUUUCCAGUCAUUUGCCGAGAAAGUGAGAGAUCACAAGGACUUGAUGUCAAGAUGGGCUGUCCUGCAGGAAACUCGAGUUGAGUAUUUCAGAGGAAAAGACUUUGUGAGCUUUAUGAGAAAUCACCCAGAAUUUAAAGAUAUACUGGAAUCAGAUAAAAAUUUGGAAACUGAUGAUAUUGCAAAUACUUUGCUUAGAAAGAAUCUACUACUGCGUUGUGACCGUGUAGUAAAAAUUGUUCGGCCUGGAAAGAAAAAGUUGUCUACUUGGCCAGCGCAUUUGGAGAUAUAUCAUGAUCAAGUGUUCUCUGAAAAUGAUGCCUUUUUUGCUUGGACAUUUGAAAAACGAAGUGCCCUUUGGCAAACGCUUCUCUCAUUUUCCUGGCCAGUUUUGACAUUAGCAAUCUGCUUAUUUCCUGUGUAUCCCCAUCGGUGCAAGCUCAUUAUACUCUACUCAUGUGCCAGCCUCCUCCUCCUCAUACUAUGCCUUCUUUUAUUGAGAGCAUUAACCUUUGGUACCAUAUGGAUUCUUUUUGGAAAGCGUGUCUGGUUUUUCCCCAAUAUACUUGCUGAGGAAGCAACUCUUGAAGAGUUAUUCCAGUUUUGGCCCAAGAAAGAUGAGGGGGAGCCACCGAAGUGGUCAGCAAGGCUUUUCUAUGCAAUUGUAGCGGUGAUUGCUAUACUGGUUAUGAGGCAUCAUGCUCCAGAUGAGGCUGCAAGAGCCAGGUAUCAAAAGCGGGUUUCCAACAUUAUUGAUGACGUGAUCGAGUGGUCUCCUAGUCUGGCUCUAUCAGGAAUGAUGGACAAACAAACCGUGGUCAAUGUCACAGAGCACAAUAACAUGACUGAAGAUGGCGAAGGCAGUACUGAAGACAUAGAUGGAGAGUCUAUGGGAGACCUAGACGACAUUGAGGACUCUAUCAAUGAUUUAGAAGAUAGUGAUCCCCAACAUCAUGACGAUAACUCGUAAAUUAUAAAUGUAUGUAGAAUAUAAACUGGCAGGGGAAGCGGUGUGUUCAGUUUCUCUUCUCUCUGCCAAGUUUUCUGUUCCUUAUCUCAGUUCAGAUCUCAAAAGUUGAGGUAUGAGAAUAGAUAGAUUGGCCCUCAUAGCAUGAUAUAAUUUUGUAUGCUAAUCUCACUAUCAGACCCUAUUCUGCUCCUUUCUUCUUUUUCCCUUCAUGGAUCAGCAUAAUAUAUAAAUUCAGAUCCGUUAAUUUAUUUCAUUGUUGAUUGCUA
This is a messenger RNA of Ipomoea nil (Japanese morning glory), 1374 nucleotides long. RefSeq lists its product as uncharacterized. Lineage: Eukaryota; Viridiplantae; Streptophyta; Magnoliopsida; Solanales; Convolvulaceae. Gene Ontology annotation, cellular component: endoplasmic reticulum membrane; endoplasmic reticulum. Gene Ontology annotation, biological process: post-translational protein targeting to membrane, translocation. The transcript is spliced from 5 exons. The coding region runs from base 23 to 1108 and encodes 361 amino acids. The record is from RefSeq and is a predicted model, not a curated record.